UUUAUACAUUUUCAGCGUCAUUCGGCUUUGGUCAGGAAUUUUCAGUCGUUUUUGAGAAAAAGUGUCUGUAAAUGAUGCAGAUUCAUCAACGUGUGGUGAUUUAAGGAUGGAAGAGGAUAAUAAUAAUAAACCUGCACGCGAAAUGAAGGCGAUUUAUUGACCGUGAAAUUGAAUAUUGACUAAAUAAAUAGUGAAAAAAAGUGAAUCAAAAUAGCGCAGCGACUUUGCAAAAAUACGCAUGUGAAUUAGCUAUAAUAUCCGCCAUUGUGAAGUUGGACACGACGGAACCAAGUAGUAAAGAUAUUAAGAAGAACGAACAAGAAGAAGAAGAAGACGAGAAAGGCUGGCAGAAAAUAGCUUGGUGGUGAUUGUGAUUGCGCACACGCAAAAAUGAAAAUCGCGAAAUAAUAAAUUGAAUAUUUUAACGUGAAGAAGAGAAAAUUGCAGAUUUAGUGUGGAAAUAUGCAAUAAAUAGUUGGCCAAUGAGAUUGUUGGUGCAGCUCAGCCUAAGAUUUGAGUGUAUUGAUGAAAUAAUUAAUGAAAAAUAAUUGACAAAGUGGGCAGGCAACAGAGAAGCAGUAGUGCGGCAGCAGCGGCAGCCCAGCAGCAAAGUAAAACACCAUCUCUGGCUACAUGAUUUAAAAGGCUAGGGAGGAACGGAAAAAAAGAGAGGAGAAGGAGCAGUGUUCCAUUCGAAUGGAAAGAGGAGGCGAAUAAAAAGAAGAAGAGGAGUAACAACGGUGGCGACGAGACCAACAUCUCUUGCGACGACAACGUCUGCAGCAUUGAACGACGACCGACGUUUCCGUCAGAAAGCCUCCUAAGAAACGGUGAAAGAGAAGAAAAUAAAAGAAGCGAACAAGAAGACGACGGACGACGACUUUUUUACGGAAAUACUAUUCCCGGGAGGUGGAGAUCGUAUUGGAAACAAACAUCUCCAUUGCCCCCUAAACUUUAUCUUCUGAUACAAUAAUACCCCAUUGGUUUGGCAAGCAGCACUGUAUAUCAGAGAUCACCACUAUCUUUGUCACAAAAAGCAAACCAUCGCCGCCGUGCUAUUGUUUUACUACUUAGUUCUACGCAAACAGAAAAAUGUAUCCUGCACCGGUCCGGCACCCUUCGGCGGGGGGACCACCACCCCAAGGACCAUUAAAAUUUACCAUAGUAGACACAUUGGAACGCAUCAAGGAAGAAUUCAACUUUUUGCAAGCUCAGUAUCAUACACUAAAACUGGAGUGCGAAAAAUUGGCUAACGAAAAAACAGAAAUGCAGCGUCACUAUGUGAUGUACUAUGAAAUGUCAUAUGGAUUAAAUGUCGAAAUGCAUAAACAGACGGAAAUCGCCAAACGGUUAAACACAUUAAUCAAUCAGUUGCUGCCCUUUUUGCAAGCCGACCAUCAGCAGCAGGUCCUGCAGGCCGUUGAACGUGCGAAACAAGUAACCAUGCAGGACCUAAACCUAAUAAUCGGGCAGCAACAUCAGCAAGGAAUGCAACAGCUUCUUCAACAAAUACACGUGCAGCAGGUACCGGGAGGCCCACCACAGCCCAUGGGUGCUUUGGGACCGCUGGGAGGACCGUUUGGGGCCUUGGGCGCUUCAAUGGGUUUGCCUCAUGGACCACAAGGCUUGCUGAAAGCGCCUCCAGAACAUCAUCGACCAGACAUAAAGCCAACAGGCUUGGAAGGCCCUGCGAGUGCUGAGGAACGAUUGCGCAACUCGGUUUCUCCCGCAGAUCGUGAAAAGUAUCGCACACGCUCUCCCCUCGACAUAGAAAACGACACUAAACGUCCCAAGCAAGAGAAAUUGGAGGAUGAAGGAGAGAAAAGCGACCAAGAUUUAGUCGUAGAUGUUGCAAAUGAAAUGGAAUCACAUUCACCUCGUCCCAAUGGCGAACACAUGUCCAUGGAGGGUCGAGACAGAGAAAGCUUAAAUGGGGAGCGUUUGGAUAAACCGGGUAGUAGCGGCGUUAAGCCGCCCUCAGAUAGACCCCCAUCACGUUCUGGCUCUAGUUCGUCACGUUCAACACCCAGCCUUAAGACAAAAGAUAUGGACAAGCCUGGUACACCGGGGGCUAAAGCUCGAACUCCCACUCCCAAUGCAGCGCCACCAGCACAGGGUGUCAAUCCCAAACAAAUGAUGCCACAAGGAGGCCCUCCGCCUGCUGGCUAUCCAGCGUCUCCAUAUCAGCGUCCCGCUGAUCCUUACCAGAGACCACCCUCCGAUCCUGCAUAUGGAAGGCCACCGCCUCUACCUUAUGAUCCACAUGCGCACGUGAGAACUAAUGGCAUUCCACAUCCGACUGCGCUUACCGGUGGAAAGCCUGCUUAUUCCUUCCAUAUGAACGGUGAAGGCAGCUUACAGCCUGUUCCCUUCCCUCCUGACGCUCUUGUGGGCGUGGGUAUACCAAGACAUGCACGUCAAAUAAAUACCUUAUCGCAUGGUGAAGUUGUGUGUGCAGUGACCAUUUCGAAUCCCACGAAGUAUGUUUAUACCGGAGGCAAGGGUUGCGUUAAAGUUUGGGACAUUUCACAACCUGGGAACAAGAGUCCAAUUAGUCAGUUGGAUUGUUUGCAGCGCGACAACUACAUUCGUUCAGUUAAACUACUGCCUGACGGAAGAACACUAAUUGUAGGCGGUGAAGCGUCAAAUCUGUCAAUCUGGGAUUUGGCCAGCCCCACACCGCGGAUAAAAGCAGAAUUAACCUCAUCGGCACCUGCUUGCUAUGCCCUGGCAAUUAGUCCGGACUCGAAGGUAUGCUUUUCGUGUUGCAGCGACGGCAACAUAGCGGUGUGGGACUUGCACAACGAAAUAUUGGUGCGUCAAUUCCAAGGUCACACAGAUGGCGCCUCUUGCAUCGACAUAAGUCCGGACGGUUCCCGCCUCUGGACCGGCGGACUGGACAAUACGGUGCGCUCAUGGGAUCUGCGCGAAGGUCGUCAGCUGCAGCAGCACGAUUUCAGUUCACAGAUAUUUUCACUGGGCUACUGUCCAACAGGUGACUGGCUGGCGGUUGGCAUGGAGAAUUCACAUGUUGAGGUAUUACAUGCGUCGAAGCCAGAUAAAUAUCAACUACACCUUCACGAGAGUUGUGUAUUAUCCCUUCGGUUUGCCACGUGCGGCAAAUGGUUUGUGUCCACCGGCAAAGAUAAUUUACUCAAUGCUUGGAGAACACCGUACGGUGCAAGCAUAUUCCAGUCAAAGGAGACUUCCUCGGUACUUAGCUGCGACAUAUCCACUGACGACAAGUACAUUGUGACGGGAUCCGGAGAUAAGAAAGCGACAGUCUACGAAGUAAUCUACUAAAACGGUCUCCAAACAGAUAUCUUCACAAAAAUUGAAUAUACAAACGACAACUAUUGGGGGUUUUCAAUUAUAAAUUGUAUCUUUUGUAUUUCACAUUUUUGUACUCUUCGGAUGAUGAUGAUUACAUGUGUUGAUUUGAUAGUUUCGAGGAAAUACACUACUACAAUCUAGGA
Messenger RNA from Stomoxys calcitrans (stable fly), 3476 nucleotides. RefSeq names its product protein groucho (gene gro). The record is from RefSeq and is a predicted model, not a curated record. Lineage: Eukaryota; Metazoa; Arthropoda; Insecta; Diptera; Muscidae. The transcript has 15 exons. Gene Ontology annotation, biological process: negative regulation of canonical Wnt signaling pathway; regulation of DNA-templated transcription. Bases 1093 to 3303 code for a protein of 736 amino acids. Gene Ontology annotation, molecular function: transcription corepressor activity; protein binding. Gene Ontology annotation, cellular component: transcription regulator complex; nucleus.